UGCCAUUCGAAAUCCAUUUUCUGUUGUCGGCGAGUAAUCAUUAAGUAUUCAUUAAGUAUUGACCCGCAUUCUUAAUUUUCUCACAAAGACAGCAUAGUACAAAACGUCUUCUCUCACAUACUUUGUGCCAUACAUAAAACCAGAACGAAAUGGACACAAACCAUUUGCGGAGACAACAUCCAACGAAGCAAAGCAAUUUAACGAUUUUCGAUUGAGACAAUUCCCGUAUUGAAAAUACGAGAUUAAGUAUUGAUUGGUUGACUUCCGAACUAUCCAACGAACAAACGGUCAACGAUCCCUGCUCAUAGGAUCGAAAAGAGAAAGUUUGUCUGUUGGAAAAAGAUACCUUUCAGUCCAGUCCUGGUCAGUCCCACCCCCAACACAGUUUGUACACUAGUCGAAUAAGAAAGGAUCACGAGACCAUGAACAGCAUCAUUGAGAACGAGGCCUUCGACGAAAGCAAUAGCAUGUUCAACAACAACGCAAAGAGCACUAUCGAGGACAAUUGCGAGGACCAAGGAAGUUUGGUCAGCGCCUUGUCGGGAGAGGAUACCGACGUCUCUCUCUUACUCGGCGAGGAGGUUUCCCAUUGCAACGAUCACUAUGCGGAGAAUGGUGAAACGAAACAGCCGCGGCGAGACGAUAGCGAGGAAGACACCGGCACGACUAUCGAUGCCACUACGCUCGUGAGCACUACCUCCAGCAACGCGUCCAACUAUUUCCUUCCCCACCACAAGCACAACGACAGCCUCUGCUAUUCCACGACGUCGUCGACGUGCGAUACAGAACAUCAAAGAGUCGCCCCGUCGUCGUACCUCACGAACUCGAAUCUUGGAAGCUUUCAGCAAGCCUUUCCUUCCUCCAUGUUUCCGGGACAAACGCUUCUUCCUCCGCACCACUCCAAACGCACCGAGCAACCAGAAGGAAAGUCGUCGAAUUCAAAUUCUCAUCUUCCUUCUUACUAUUACUAUAGCUCGUCUUAUCAAAACAGCACCCUGAACGACAUCGAGGUUGGGAAUAACCUCAAUAGAACACCGGCUGUUGGCAGCAACGUAUACCAGAAGCGAACUAAAACCUCGGACCGGUGGGUUCUGUUUUACGAUGACGGCGAAACCUCCUCACUGCUCCGGGCACCGUCCGCCAACUCGUGGAGGGGAGCCCUGAAAUGUUUCUUUUCUCCUCGGGUUGUGCUGACGGUGUUGCUGUGCUCGGUAAUUCUGUUCAACCUGAUGCGAUACGGAACCCACUUCAAGCACCAGUUCGAAACCUACCAGCACGGCAGCAAUAGCCUCGGUGGAUCGAGCAAGGUCGAUACUAGCGUCGACUACAUCAAACUCGAAACCAUAGGAGGCGCGGCCAAUUCUCCUUACUCCGAAUCCUGGAAGGACGACGACUCGUUGUCCUUGCUAUCAAAAUUGGAGAGUAAGAUCCACGCGGUGGGGGGACGAGAAAAUGAGAAUGGCGGUGGCGAACGAAGGUGACCACGGAAAUGAAUGCAAGAACAGGAUUGUGAAGGGUGAUUCUUUUGUAUUGGAUUAAUUCCGUUGCUCUCUAGAGCACUGCAUGAAGUAUCACAACCCCAAAUCCCACCAAACUCCUUCGCUCUCCCGAGGAUACGAAACUACACAUACCUAACACUGCCAUGCCCAGCUAGGCACUUCCGCGCUUGUGUUUCAGUGCUGUACAAACCAAGUGAAAACAAGUCUAAUGCGGAAGGAUCAUCUUACAAAACGCUUAGAAGUCAAUGUCGGCUCGGGCAAUCUGCUAAACGCUAUUAAUAACAUUGAAUACGGACUCCAACACGCAAAACUGUCUUGUCACAGUAUUCGAUGGCUCGAGUUGCCCAGCAAAGCAUUGAAUCCUAUAUUCCUCAAACAAUACGUAGAAAGUAAAAAAAAUAGAUGAACAAGUAUAUU
Molecule: messenger RNA, 1916 nt
Organism: Pseudo-nitzschia multistriata
Lineage: Eukaryota; Bacillariophyta; Bacillariophyceae; Bacillariales; Bacillariaceae
Source: the annotation of a GenBank genome assembly